Molecule: messenger RNA, 9449 nt
Organism: Nomascus leucogenys (northern white-cheeked gibbon)
Lineage: Eukaryota; Metazoa; Chordata; Mammalia; Primates; Hylobatidae
Source: RefSeq, a predicted model, not a curated record
GCUCCUUCUCGCUGUGGGAUCUGGGGCAAGUUAUUGAAGCUUUCUCUCAGUUUCCAUAUCAGGAAAAUAAGAAAAUGGCAAUACCUAUCUUAUAAAGAGGUUAUGAGAAGGAAAUAUAGAGCAUGGUGUGGGAUAAAUAGUAAGCACUCCAUCGACAGCACCUAUUUUUAUUAUUAUGAAUGCAUGGAUUAUAUAUAAAAGUCUCCAUGGCCAUCUAUAGCUGUGUGUCGGGGGGGAAUGGAUGUGUGUGUAAAUGUGUGUAUCUUGCCGUUUGAGCAGCUUAGGGAGGUGCAUAUGUACGAAUGUGUGUAUGAUAUGAGUGUGCAUAUAAGAAAAUGUGUGUAGGUGAGAGAUGCAAAGGGGUGUGUAUGUGAAUAUUUGGGUGAGUGGACAGCUGAGAGCAGAGGAGAAAGGUUUCUUGGGAAGAAAGAGUCUGAAUGUAUCAACGUGCCCCGAGCCCACUCAGCCACCCCAUCACCCAGAGUUCCUGGAAGCUGCUAUUGUACUAGGUGGUUCCCAGCAGCCCGGCUGCCUCCCAGCCCCUCCUUUGCCUCCCCUCCCAGCAGUGCCAGCUGGGGCAGGAUUCCUACCCUACACCACCAUCAUUAACUUGGGAUUAAGCUAGGCUCUCCAGCCGAGAUGAUGCCGUCACCGCCCACCGCCUCCGCCUCUGAGGCCUGGGGCGGCAGGGAGGGAGAAUGGCAUGAGGGAUGCCUGCACCGGGCCAUUCCUGGGAGCCCUACCUCCUAUCUCAUUCUGAGAGCUGCUUAGCAGCUGCCCUCACUCCCAGGGGGCCAGAGCUGAGCCUCAUCUGCAGCAUGGGGUCACCCCCUACUCCUGGAAGAAGACUGACGGCUGGAUGCGCUGGGAAAGGAACUAAUUGGUUAAUGGGGAUCCCUUUCCCCAUGACCCACCAACGAAGGCCUGAAAUCAGCUGUGUUAAGAGGCAGAAGCCAAUUAGGGAUAGCCUGGCUCCCACCUGACACCUAAGAAGCAAAACGGACUGGCCCCACCAGUCAGCAGAGAGCCCGCCCCAGCCCUGCCGAAGGGCAGAUGGGAUGUCCGGCCAAUCUGUGGCUCUUCAUCCCCUGCCCUGCCCUGCAGCAGGACAAUGAUGCAUGAAGAGAGAGGAGUCUGCCCCACUUGCCUGUGUGGUACUCACUGGUCCACCAAGCUCAGGAGGAAUUGAUCUGUCUGUGCCACAGACUUGCUGGGUGACCAUGGGCAAGUCACUCCCUUUUCUGGACAUUUCUUGAAUUGUGAUACUGGUAUUGUAUAAAACUGCCACCAAAGCAAACUGCCCACCCUCCACCCACCAUAAGGCAAUCCUCCUCCUCCAAGUCCCCACCCCACACGUGGCUCCAGCAGACAUCUGCUGAGCACACUCUCAAUGCCCGCCACCUUCCAAGGGUUUGUCUGGCUGAAUCCUCACACAGACCCUGGGAGGUGAACUCAUAUUCUUUUCAUUUCACAGGUGAAGACACUGAGGCUCAGAAGGGUUCUAUAACUUUCCCAAGGUCCCAUGGCUAGUAGAGGGCCAGCCUAGUACCCAGGCCCAGGCCUUGUUGGUCCACACUGCCCCAGUAAGGGUAUUAGGCUCCAGGGACACACAUCCUCUCUGCAUGUUUGUGGCUGGCGACGUCUCAUGCACCUCACACCCCACAGAUCAGUUCUCCUGUAAGCCUCCCUUGAAAGCCCCCCAGGAGGUAGAACUGCCUCCAUUCUGAGGUAGAAAUGCCAUUAUGGCAUUUGCUGCCGUGCACUGUCAAUUUCCUGUCUCCCUCCUUAGACCACAAGCCCCUUGAAGAAGAAGGACUGUGUCUUAAUCAUUUUUACAAGCCAGUCUCUAGCCCAGUGCUGGGUAUAGAGCAGGUGCUCAAUACCUGAGUGUAGGAUGGGUGAUUGAUUGAACUAAUAUGGCCAGAUGGGGCCUGCCCAGCCUAUUUAAAUUCAAAUUUAAAUUAAUUAAGUAAUAUGAAAUGUAAAAUGUCAUCCCUCAGUCGCAAUAGCCACAUGUCAAGUGCUCAAUAGCCCCACAUGGCUAGUGGUUACCACAUUGAACAGUGCAGAAAAUGGGACAUUCCCAUCAUCAGAGAAAGUUUUACUGGACAGCACAGCCCAAGAGGCCAGGCUCCAGCCAGGCCCAGACUCUGAGGCCUCUGGUGGUAUCAUCACCUGCAGCUUGGAGUUCAGCCCUGGGAUCCCCAACCACCUUCGGGCCUGUCUUUGAAGACCAGCCCCUCAGUGUGCUAUUCCCAGAGGAGUCCACAGAGGAGCAGGUGUUGCUGGCAUGCCGCGCCCGGGCCAGCCCUCCAGCCACCUAUCGGUGGAAGAUGAAUGGUACCGAGAUGAAGCUGGAGCCAGGUUCCCGUCACCAGCUGGUGGGGGGCAACCUGGUCAUCAUGAACCCCACCAAGGCACAGGAUGCCGGGGUCUACCAGUGCCUGGCCUCCAACCCAGUGGGCACUGUCGUCAGCAGGGAGGCCAUCCUCCGCUUCGGCUUUCUGCAGGAAUUCUCCAAGGAGGAGCGAGACCCAGUGAAAACUCAUGAAGGCUGGGGGGUGAUGUUGCCCUGUAACCCACCUGCCCACUACCCAGGCUUGUCCUACCGCUGGCUCCUCAACGAGUUCCCCAACUUCAUCCCGACGGACGGGCGUCACUUCGUGUCCCAGACCACAGGGAACCUGUACAUUGCCCGAACCAAUGCCUCAGACCUGGGCAACUACUCCUGUUUGGCCACCAGCCACAUGGACUUCUCCACCAAGAGCGUCUUCAGCAAGUUUGCUCAGCUCAACUUGGCUGCUGAAGAUACCCGGCUCUUUGCACCCAGCAUCAAGGCCCGGUUCCCAGCAGAGACCUAUGCACUGGUGGGGCAGCAGGUCACCCUGGAGUGCUUCGCCUUUGGGAACCCUGUCCCCCGGAUCAAGUGGCGCAAAGUGGAUGGCUCCCUGUCCCCGCAGUGGACCACAGUUGAGCCCACCCUGCAGAUCCCCAGCGUCAGCUUUGAGGAUGAGGGCACCUACGAGUGUGAGGCGGAGAACUCCAAGGGCCGAGAUACCGUGCAGGGCCGCAUCAUCGUGCAGGCUCAGCCUGAGUGGCUAAAAGUGAUCUCGGACACAGAGGCUGACAUUGGCUCCAACCUGCGUUGGGGCUGUGCAGCCGCCGGCAAGCCCCGGCCUACAGUGCGCUGGUUGCGGAACGGGGAGCCUCUGGCCUCCCAGAACCGGGUGGAGGUGUUGGCCGGGGACCUGCGGUUCUCCAAGCUGAGCCUGGAGGACUCGGGCAUGUACCAGUGUGUGGCAGAGAAUAAGCACGGUACCAUCUACGCCAGCGCCGAGCUAGCCGUGCAAGCACUCGCCCCUGACUUCAGGCUGAAUCCCGUGAGGCGUCUGAUCCCCGCGGCCCGCGGGGGAGAGAUCAUUAUCCCCUGCCAGCCCCGGGCAGCUCCAAAGGCCGUGGUGCUCUGGAGCAAAGGCACAGAGAUUUUGGUCAACAGCAGCAGAGUGACUGUAACUCCAGAUGGCACCUUGAUCAUAAGAAACAUCAGCCGGUCAGAUGAAGGCAAAUACACCUGCUUUGCUGAGAACUUCAUGGGCAAAGCCAACAGCACUGGAAUCCUAUCUGUGCGAGAUGCAACCAAAAUCACUCUAGCCCCUUCAAGUGCCGACAUCAACUUGGGUGACAACCUGACCCUACAGUGCCAUGCCUCCCACGACCCCACCAUGGACCUCACCUUCACCUGGACCCUGGACGACUUCCCCAUCGACUUUGAUAAGCCUGGAGGGCACUACCGGAGAACUAAUGUGAAGGAGACCAUUGGGGAUCUGACCAUCCUGAAUGCCCAGCUGCGCCAUGGGGGGAAGUAUACGUGCAUGGCCCAGACGGUGGUGGACAGCGCGUCCAAGGAGGCCACAGUCCUGGUCCGAGGUCCGCCAGGUCCCCCAGGAGGCGUGGUGGUGAGGGACAUUGGCGACACCACCAUCCAGCUCAGCUGGAGCCGUGGCUUCGACAACCACAGCCCCAUCGCUAAGUACACCCUGCAAGCUCGCACUCCACCUGCAGGGAAGUGGAAGCAGGUUCGGACCAAUCCUGCAAACAUCGAGGGCAAUGCCGAGACUGCGCAGGUGCUGGGCCUCACCCCCUGGAUGGACUAUGAGUUCCGGGUCAUAGCCAGCAACAUUCUGGGCACUGGGGAGCCUAGUGGGCCCUCCAGCAAAAUCCGGACCAAGGAAGCAGCCCCCUCGGUGGCACCCUCAGGACUCAGCGGAGGAGGUGGAGCCCCCGGAGAGCUCAUCGUCAACUGGACGCCCAUGUCACGGGAGUACCAGAACGGAGACGGCUUCGGCUACCUGCUGUCCUUCCGCAGGCAGGGCAGCACUCACUGGCAGACCGCCCGGGUGCCCGGCGCCGAUGCCCAGUACUUCGUCUACAGCAACGAGAGCGUCCGGCCCUACACGCCCUUUGAGGUCAAGAUCCGCAGCUACAACCGCCGCGGGGAUGGGCCCGAGAGCCUCACUGCACUCGUGUACUCAGCUGAGGAAGAGCCCAGGGUGGCCCCUACCAAGGUCUGGGCCAAAGGGGUCUCAUCCUCAGAGAUGAACGUGACCUGGGAACCCGUGCAGCAGGACAUGAAUGGUAUCCUCCUGGGGUAUGAGAUCCGCUACUGGAAAGCUGGGGACAAAGAAGCAGCCGCAGACCGAGUGAGGACAGCAGGGCUGGACACCAGUGCCCGAGUCAGCGGCCUGCAUUCCAACACCAAGUACCAUGUGACCGUGAGGGCCUACAACCGGGCUGGCACUGGGCCUGCCAGCCCUUCUGCCAACGCCACGACCAUGAAGCCCCCUCCGCAGCGACCUCCUGGCAACAUCUCCUGGACUUUCUCAAGCUCCAGUCUCAGCAUUAAGUGGGACCCUGUGGUCCCUUUCCGAAAUGAGUCUGCAGUCACCGGCUAUAAGAUGCUGUACCAGAAUGACUUACACCUGACUCCCACGCUCCACCUCACCGGCAAGAACUGGAUAGAAAUCCCAGUGCCUGAAGACAUUGGCCAUGCCCUGGUACAAAUUCGGACCACAGGUCCCGGAGGGGAUGGGAUCCCUGCAGAAGUCCACAUCGUGAGGAAUGGAGGCACAAGCAUGAUGGUGGAGAACAUGGCAGUCCGCCCAGCACCACACCCUGGCACCAUCGUUUCCCACUCCGUGGCGAUGCUGAUCCUCAUAGGCUCCCUGGAGCUCUGAUCCUGGAACCCCUCCCUCUGCGCCGCAGCUGGAUGCCACCUCCAAUGGACACAGCCAGCCGGCCCCUUCCUGCUGCCAAGGUGGCCUGACACUGUGCCAGAGAGUGGCUGGUUUUAAAUACCUACUUUAAACAGUGCCCUUUUUGUAGGAGGUAGGAUAUUUUAUAUUCUGCCGCAGGAUAGAACCCACGCAAGGAUUUUCUUUAAAUCGAGAGGCACCAGGCAGUAACUUCCAUGAUGACACUGACGCCUAUACCUGAGCUCUAGGCUGCCUGGAGGGAAGGAACAGGCCUGUGGGAAGAAGGGGGUUUUAAAAACAUGUCUUCAACUCAGCAGAGAUGGCACUCUGGGACCCUAUACAGACUCAGCCACUUGAGAGCAGUCCUAGGCCCGGCAGGAACACCAGACAUGAACAGGCUGAAGAACUGGGGCGAAGUGCACACCUCACCAUCCUUCAGUCUAAGGAAGAAGGGCAAGCCCUGGGACCAAGAACUCUCCUACCUUCUCCCUUCAGCAGCAGCAAGGACCCUGACGCUGUCCCUGAUGACUCCCUAGGGGCUCCUGCCUGCCCAAGCAGCUGAGAACCAGCACCCCGAUGCCUGAGGCUGGGAGCCUGAGCCCCUUCAGCUCUGAGGGGGAUGAUACUCCAGGCUGCUUGGGGUGGGAGCCAAAAACAGUUGAGAGGCCAGGGCCCUUGGUGGAAAGGGGCACCAGCCUUGGUCUGAGAUAGUCACAACCUAGGUGACGAUGCCCUCUCAGCCAACACUGCCAACCUGACCCUGUCAUCCCCAGAUUGACAGUGCCACUUCAGGUGGCUGGGUGACUAAAGGGCUUGUUUUGGUGGGGUCUCCCACCCCUCCAAGACCCAUCCUGCACAGUCCCUCCAGGGUUUGGGCAGGAGAUGGCCAAUCACGCACCCGCCUCUCCCUCCAGCGCUGCCUGCAGUCAGCUCGGCCUCCCCGACCUGCAGCCCCAGACUCUGCUCUCCCAGCACUGACUCACUCCUGCCUGGGAGGGGAAUGCAGCACUCAUGCUGUGUGUCCUGGAAUUGGGAGGUUUCUGGGAAGGGCAGAGGAUAAAUGUGGCCCUGCCUGCUCCCAGGUAUACCUAGGACCACCUGGCCAGAUCCGCUCCCAGACGGCCUUGGACUGCUUGCAUUUCCCCAGAGAAAAAGGGGUUAAUAAAUGGGCCAUCCUUUCCUGAGCUCUGGGUAUACUACCAGUCACAGAACGUCGGAGUUGGAAGAAGCCUUAGAGCUCAACUUCUUCAAGCCCCUCAACAGAUGAGGAAAUGGAGGUGGUCCAGAGAGGAUCUGAGAUUCCCAAGGUCACAGCCCGGAAGAGAUGGGGCUGGGUUAAGAACUCGAGUCUCCCACCUUUCUGUUCAAGGCUGUUUGUCUACCCAGAGGAAGGAGGCACUGCUGAAUGGCUAUGGCCUGGCUAAGAAGGUGGUUAGUCAGUAGGGUAUGAAAAUUCUACUUCAAGGGGUUCGGAUUGGUGAUCAUGGGGAUUGGCAUGGCUGGGUUCCAGUCCAAGGUGUGGGCAGAGCUUCUACCGAACUUCAACAUGGAGUGCUGACUUGAAGCUCCCUGUCACCCUCCAAAGAGGCCAAAGCAAGAGCAGAUUCCCUAGGCAAGAGCAGCAGCACAACCAGGAAACCCCAAAGCCCGUGCUCUGACAGGUGGCUCUUCACAGGGGGCAGCGGGACAGGCAUCUUGAAGGGCAUAUGUCCUCGGAAGCUCUGAGCCUGUUUUCUGUAGUUUACAGUUAGAGCUCUAUUUUGUUAAUGGUUUUUUAAACUUUUAAGUCCUGCUCUAUUUUCCUGGGCAGGUUUAUGUUGAUGUUUACCCACUACAAUUUUUUAGAAAUAUAAGCUCACAUGCCUUUUCCCUGCCACAACCACAUCCCCACUGCACCCUACCCACCCACCCCCAGCCCAGGUCAGCUUUCCUAGAGCUGGCUCAUCAAAGCCUCCUCACCUCUUCCCAACCCUUACAAGCAAGGGUGCUAGGGGCUCAGCUAUAUGACCAUUCUCCCUGACAGGGAGUCUAAACUUGGCCUAGCAUCCCUCCUGGCCCCCCUCUGGCCACGACUUGGCCUGUGCCUGGUUCUCCAUCAGAAAGGGGAUGCUGAACAAAACCUCCUUCCAAGUUUUAUCCAAUUCCUUCCUCAUUGCCUCGGGCUGUGUCAGGGGAAGCAGGGGACAGGUGUCCAGUUGCUGGGCUGAGGGAGGAGCUGGUUUGGCAUAGGACCUAACCAGUGAAGCUGGAGGCUACAGCCCCUAAACUUGCUUGAGGCCAACGAUACUUACAAGUACCUUAAUGCUAAUGAGGUCCACUAAAAAGGGGAGGAAGGCAGACCUCCUGGGAGACCCACGAAGGGUUUUUAACCAGGGAAAACUGAGCCCCAGGAAAACCUGGGCAGACAGAAUUUGAGGGAUAGAACGACAAUAAAAUAAAUGUUCCUGCAGCCUGAGAUUUCAGGUAGAGUACUGACUAAGGUUUAAUAAGACAAUAGGUGACCUGAGGACAUGCAAGCUUGUAAAAUGCAACAGCCUUCUGCUAGAGUGACUUGUACAUGAGCUUGCUUGCAGAAGACUAGAUCAGAUGCUUCUCAGGAUCCCCUCCUGCCCAGGGAUUCUCUGAUUUUCGUGUUCUCUGCCCAGAUGGGCUGGAGGAGUUGAGAGUGUGCUUAUUUUCACUGUGAUGAUGAGACCACGGUUCUGGGUUAUCUCCUCUCACACAUCAAGCCCCAGAGGAGACGGCAAGAGGAACAGCCACAAACAAGUACUUUACCCCACAGCUUAGUGGCCAGUAAACACCUUGGGGACUAGGGACAGGAACCACCUGUAGGCACCUCUUAGGGCCCAGGGAGAAAAGUGUCCUCUCUUCUGCAUACAUUUGGGCUCCCCUUACAGAGCCCUUUGCCCUGGCUCCGUGGUCCUUGUUGCUCUAACAAUCCAGAUGUACACCCAGCCUCAGGGGGAAGGCAGCUCUCUCCUGAUGGAGUCUCAGGGCCCAGCAAGGUCAGGUUAUCUGCUUUCAUUCAGGGCAGCACAUGAUACAAAUGGUGCCAGGGAGUGGCAAGGCCAUGGGGUAGGUGGGGGGUGUCUUUUUCUUUUCAUAAAGUAACAACAGACGAAACAGGUUAAACAUCAGAAAAAAACCUCUGGAAUGACAUUCCUCAUUCCAGGAGGCCCUGGAAUAAGGAAGAGCUUCUUUCUGAGGGACCUUUGAGGAAUUUUGACAGCUGUUGACAUGGGGUCUAGGAUAGGUGAAGCUGUGACUGGAGGGGCAGGAGAUGGUCCAAGUGUCCAUCCAGAGAUGAGACUCUUAGAAUCAAAGUGUUCAGCCCAGGAUGUCUUGGAGAUCCCACCUGCUGUGGCCCCGCACCUUACGGGAAGCCAUUAAGGGGGCUCAUCUGGGAAUUCUGGUUACAGCCCAGUGCUUAUCCCAGCAUAUGCUGACUCUUUAGGGCAGCCCCAAGGGCCAGCCAGCCUGUACUCUGGGCAAGAGCCCAAAAUGGCUAGGAAUGUUUGACUCCCUUAAUCUCUUCCCCAGCUACAGAGGAAUCUUUUCUCUGCCUGGUCUCAGAAUGGCACUGCCAACUGGCUCACUGGUCAGAGACACAGGUCAAACCUGUGGCCACUGGCAUGACAGUGGUGCUCUGUCUCCCUGGGUGAGGCCUACCCUAGGCUUCCUCCUGGAUGUGAUGGGGAUUGCCAGAGAGUCUCUUAGCAUAAAAGGGAUUAGAAGGGCAUUUUUCUAUGUGCCUCCAAAAAGCUCUAUGGAAACAGGCACCUGGUAGCUGCGGGACACCCGUGGACUUGUGUAUAUGGUCAUAGGCUUUGGGCAGACAGGACGUAAAGGAAAAUGAGAGAAACAAAAUGGGUCAGAUAGCUUUGGCCAGAGCCCCAGGCAGCCUUUGGGGCCCAUGACACUUAGUGCCCUUAGAUGGGAUACAUCUUGCCUCGGCCCCAAGACUCCUCUAACUUACCUGUCCCAUCCAGGGCCUGCACAGCUUAGAGAGACUCACAGCUUGGCAAAUGCUAGGGCUUCAUCGGACCACUGACUUGACUCAGUGUUUGUUAAAACGGAACCACUCCCACUGGCCUACUAUUUCUCUCCUGUACUUCUUGUAAUGAUAGUUAUUUAUUGACUCUGGUAGCAGGCAGUUCUUAAAUAAAGAUGGUUUCUCAACCUGUUGGGGCAGCUGGC